AACAAACAGAUUGAUUGAGCUGUCAUUGUCGGGUUAUUAAUAGCCUUACUGUAUUGCCAAAAGUGUUUUUUUCUGUGGAACAAACAGCAGUCUGCGAGUGGAACAGUCAUGCCGAAAUUCUACAGCUGCUCUGUACCCUCCUGCCACAUAUGGGGCCCGAUCCAGAACUUUUUCAGCUUUCCACUCGAUCUGCGGAGCAGGCAAGCCUGGAUGGCCGCCAUUCCGGACCUGGAUGAGGUCAUCGACCACACUUCGGUGGUCUGCAAGAAACAUUUCGUGCUCGGGCCUAACCAGGCUCUGGAUCAACCUGCCGACCAGGCUUAUCUGAUUCCCACCAUUUUCGAAGACCAUACCGAAGACGUCGAGAAGAAGAAGUACUUUCCUAGAUACAUGUUCCAUCUCACCGACAGAGACGUGGCUCCAGAUACGUUCGGAGAUUGCGAGAGCUCUGACGUGGUCGACUUCAUCAUCGAAUUUUGCUUUUUGCAAGCCUACUAUAACGUCAGGUUGGGAGACCUCAUGAAUAAAUGGCAGGUUAGCUUCACAGAAACCCAAGCCUACUUCUACAAGUUGAGCCUCGACAACAUGGCCAAAAUAAAGUACAGCGUCAAAAUCGAUAAGAACCUGCAAGUGGAGAUAGCAGCCGGAGGUAGAAAAAUGGACCCUUUGGACCUAACCUGGGUGUUGCCAGCGACAUCGAAGAUUACCAGGUGGUCCCAGCUAAGGGCCAUUCUUUUCGAGUACGGAGGGGCAUAUAGAGUUGGGAACAAAUGAGGAUCCAAUACAGGGUGAUUUAUUAUGAAUCGCACAUAGAGCAAUAGUAGAAUCAUCAAUUAGUCGAAUUAUGUUGAUUGUUAACAAUUUACAGGUGUUCAAUUCAAUGCUCUGUGCAGAAUUCAUUAUGAACACCCUGUAAACAAAUGCGUUUCUGUUAUUUUAUUUAUUGUAUAAGUAAACGAGUUCUAGAUGUCUUCUGAGUGCUUUUUAAUUUUGAGAUACAAGGUGUCCCGAAAA
Messenger RNA from Phaedon cochleariae (mustard beetle), 1014 nucleotides. NCBI's taxonomy places the organism in Eukaryota, Metazoa, Arthropoda, Insecta, Coleoptera, Chrysomelidae. The record is from the annotation of a GenBank genome assembly.